Molecule: messenger RNA, 6321 nt
Organism: Gymnodraco acuticeps
Lineage: Eukaryota; Metazoa; Chordata; Actinopteri; Perciformes; Bathydraconidae
Gene: sall3a
Product: spalt-like transcription factor 3a
Exons: 4
Coding region: 1096-5094 (1332 amino acids)
Biological process (GO): regulation of transcription by RNA polymerase II
Cellular component (GO): nucleus
Molecular function (GO): RNA polymerase II cis-regulatory region sequence-specific DNA binding; DNA-binding transcription factor activity, RNA polymerase II-specific
Source: RefSeq, a predicted model, not a curated record
GAGCCGUGCCCGACACCGAGACACCGGAGCGGUCUGCCACAAGAUAACUUCCAAAGUUGGCUUCCACAUGAGCCGGCAGAAGGGAAGACACUGAGUGAUGCUUUAAUUUGGAAGAAAGCCUCCGCGUUUCAGUGUUUGUAUCCCGAAAAAAAGGUACUUUUUUUUUUGGAAGAGCGCACCGAGGCGAAGGCGCAACCGGGAGCUAAAGGAGGAGGAAGAGGUGGACUUCAUCGCGAGGAGAAGCGACUUCUUCUGGGACGAAUGAGUGUUUGAUGUUGGAGGCUGCUUAUCCACUUUCUCGCCUCAAAGUUUGAACACGAUUCAAAAAGAGGAACAAGAAAACCCUGCGAACAAUUUGCUGCUUUUGUGAAUAACUUUUACACAUCAACCGGUUUAUGAUUACCGGAAACGUGUCCAUGAAGAGACAACUUUAAAGAGUCCAAUUCAGGAGGAGUAAAAGUUACCUAUAACGGAGCAGAACUCUCGAGACUUUAUGAGAAGAUGGGAUCAUAAAGGUCAAAGUGAUGAAGAUGAUACUCGGAGAAGAAACGCUGUGAAUCCUCAGUGAAAGGAGGCAGGGGUUUUGACGUUCCCUUGUUGAAGACCCCCCCGUGAGCCCGGGCAUAACAAGAGAUUUGGUGUGUAGUGUUGUGGGGGGGAGAGAGGUUGGAUAGUAAAGAGAAAAAGAGACGGAUAAAGUCUGAGAGUGAAGCUGCUAAUUGCUCAGUCGGUCCCUCAUUACCAUAUCCAAUGCGCGUCCGCUGGACUCCAGCCAAUCCUCCCCACCUUCACAUGGUGCCAUUAAUCGCGAGGCAUUAUUCACUAUCGUAAUUAUUAUACCGACAUGCGCAAUCCGACGCACAGCAACAUCAGCGACGGCAGCAGCAGCAGCAACGGCUAAUUUACUGAACAUUUUUCCUUUUUUGCGUCCCCCUCCUUUCCUCUCUCUCAGCUAUAUCAGACUAUUUGCGAACUUUUUUUUUUAAGUGUGUGUGCGUGUUGAUUCAUUCGCUCUCCGCUGAUGUAUCUGCAAAACGCAGAGGCAUCACGGAGCGCAAAAGCAGCAGCAGCAGCGACAUCCACGCCAGCAGCAGCAUGUCCCGACGCAAGCAAGCCAAGCCGCAGCACCUCAAGUCGGACGAGGAUCCCGCAAUAGCCGGGGUGAUUUCCGAGCACGCCCUAGGUGAGGUGCUGGAAGACGCAGACAGUGGGAAUGAGAGCCGCAGCGGCAGUGAGGAGACACACAUUUGUGAGAAGUGCUGCGCUGAGUUCUUCAAGUGGUCAGACUUCUGUGAACAUUUAAAAUGUUGCACCAAAAGCCCCCUGGUGCUCAUAGUUAAUGACAAUGAGAACACACCUAUCCCCUCCCAAGAAUAUACUACAGAGCUCUCCCCUGUACCCAGCUGCUCUAGCGAACAGGCUGACAGCGAGGACCCGAGGGAGGGCAACCACAGUCUCGUUGGUGAGGGGGAGGACAUCCCAGAGACAGCAACCCUAAGUGGGGUCAAUCUCCAAGAAAACGAGGAUGAGCAGAUGGAGCUAGAGCUUUCACCAGAAAAAAAUAUGGAUCUCGACGAGACAGAUGUGACAUCUCCUGAACCAGACGGCUCCCUACCUCAGCUCAAUGAUGUGGUACCCUCCGCUGUUACAAGCUACGCCAUGCCAAGCACCAAUGUUACCUUGGAGACCCUGCAUGGCACCCGGGUUGCAGUCGCCCAGUUUUCACAGAGCGUAAGGGCAGCAGUGGGCAGUGGGGUUUCCACCAUGGCUAUUCCCAUGAUCCUGGACCAGCUGAUGGCCCUCCAGCAGCAGCAGAUACACCAGCUGCAGCUGAUAGAACAGAUACGCAGUCAGGUGGCACUGAUGAACAGGCAGUCUGCAUCACAGCCUGCUCUAAACAACCAUCACAGCAAUGCUGCUGGAAACCAAGGGCCUGUUUCCUCCUGUGCCCCUCCUAUCGCAAGUCAGCUUCAACUACACAACUUCAUCACUCCCCCUGUCCAUCAGAUGCCUGUGAGGUUGCCAGCCACGCUCAGCGCUCAAGGCCCUUCACCCUUGACCUCAGGGAUGGAAGGGCCCCUCUCUCAAACACCCAGUAGCUGUCAGCAAUCUAACUCUUCAAUACCCAACACGUGCUCAAAUAAUUUGGUGUUUCCCUCGUCCAGUGGCAACGGAUUGUCAUCUCUACUCCCCUCCUGUUCAUCAUCAGUCACAAACAACAUUAGCAGUAGUAUAACAGGAGGUGGUGGCAUCAGCAGCUCAGCUCUGUCCAGGAACUCCAUCACCCCUCCUUCGCUCAGCCACAGCAGCCUCAUGAGCUCUGCCUCCAAUCUACCGCUGAUACCUCACAGCUCAUCCAGCAGCGUGAUCUUCCCCAACCCGCUGGCCAGCAUAGCAGCCACAGCCAAUGCGCUUGACCCCCUCUCUGCUAUGAUGAAGCACCGCAAGGGGAAGCCCCCAAAUGUGUCUGUGUUUGACACUAAGCCCAGCUCUGAAGACCCCUUCUUCAAGCAUAAGUGUCGGUUCUGUGCCAAGGUGUUUGGCAGUGACAGCGCCCUACAGAUCCACCUGCGUUCACACACUGGAGAAAGGCCCUUCAAAUGCAACAUAUGUGGAAACCGUUUCUCCACUAAGGGAAAUCUGAAAGUUCACUUCCAGAGGCACAAAGAGAAAUACCCACAUGUUCAGAUGAACCCCUACCCUGUGCCAGAGUACUUGGACAACGUACCCACAAGCUCAGGCAUCCCGUAUGGAAUGUCUUUUCCCCCGGAAAAACCUGUAACCACAUGGCUCGACAGUAAACAGAUCCUCUCCACAAAUCCCACCUCCGUUGGGCUCCAGCUGCCUCCUACGCUGCCGAGUAUGAUGGGAGGUUAUGGUGAGUCUCUAAGCCUCACACCGCUUAACAGGUCCCCUCAAGGGUAUUCUCCACCAUUAAGCGACUGUGCAUCUUUGUCCCCUAAUAUUGCUAUUGACUCUGGCAUGACCACUAUGUCCCCCUCCCCAAAGCCCAGUCUAGGUAGUGAUGCACCUCCUCUCUUGAAACCUGAAGGUGUUCUCCUUCCCCCAAGCUGCUCUACUAGGCCAGGAGAGAACACCACCACCACCACAACUACACUAACUCAAGUGGUCCUUUCCUCCACCGUCACCUCAACCUCAUCGUCCAGUAGUGGCCAGUUCACUGAACCCAUCACUAGCCCAAGCUCAAUUUCUAGCCAUGUCUCCCAUCCUGUCCUUCCCAUGCUCUCAGACCAGUUUAAGGCCAAGUUUCCCUUUGGAGGCCUCCUAGACUCUAUGCAAACCUCGGAGACAUCAAAGUUGCAGCAGCUUGUCGAGAACAUUGACAAGAAGAUGACUGAUCCAAACCAGUGUGUCAUCUGCCAUCGCAUUCUGAGCUGCCAGAGUGCCCUCAAGAUGCACUACCGUAUCCACACUGGCGAGAGGCCUUUCAAAUGCAAGAUAUGUGGGCGGGCAUUCACCACAAAGGGAAACCUGAAGACACACUUUGGUGUCCAUAGAUCCAAACCACCACUCCGGGUCCAACACUCCUGCCCUAUCUGUCAGAAGAAGUUCACCAAUGCCGUCGUGCUGCAGCAACACAUUCGUAUGCACAUGGGAGGGCAGAUACCAAACACCCCUGUCCCAGAAAGCCUGCAGGAGAUGGACACUGACCUCUCCUUUGAUGAGAGGAGCAUGGAUGCGAUGAGUAGUUAUGAUGACGACCUUCUGGAUGAAAUGGAGCAAGCUAUGGAAGAUGAACCCGACUUCAAAGAGGGAGAAGUAGACCCAUGUAAACCGUAUUCACCUGGGUGCUCCCCACCAACUUCCAUAAUUUCAAGCAUUGCGGCAAUGGAGAACCAGAUGAAGAUGAUCGACUCCACUGCCAACAUGACCCGUUCGUUUGGUCAGAAGCCUACGCAGAACGGCAUCAGCUUUGGAGGAGAAACUGAUUGCUUUGCCACUGAUUCCCUCUCUGCUGUGGGGGAUGCUGAAGGUCAAAGCUUGGGGAGCCCUGCUUUGUCUGAGUCCUCCGGCUCGAUGCAGCAUUUUUCCCCAGCUCACAGCAAUUCCGAGAGCCUGCGAUCCAAAUCCCCAGCUGCAUUCAACAAUAACAUCAACAGCAACAGCACCACCAUAGUAGGAGAGGGCCAGGAGAACAAUUUGUCUGGCUUUGCAACAGUGAAGUCGGAAAAAUCAGAGACCCCAUCUCCGCUCUCUGCAACUGAAGGCACCGGGGCCCUUGACCUGACUGCCACUCAACCUGGCAGGCACUUUAUCAAGGAGGAGAGCCACUUCAGCAUGCUGUUUCUAAAUAGAGAUCGAGGUCUGAGCACUCCUAAUUUGGCCAGCACUGCAUCGAACAUGAUCAAAAUGGAAAUGAACGGACACGGGAGGUCGAUGUCUCUGAGCGACAACUCUCACCAUCCGGCGGGCAUCCAUGUUCCUGCUGCAGCGCCCCAGAGCACCAUGAGCCCCAGCAUCAAUCCGAUGUUGGCUCCCCCACCUCCACGACGCACUCCUAAGCAGCACAACUGCCACGCCUGUGGGAAGAAUUUCUCCUCAGCCAGUGCUCUGCAAAUCCACGAGCGCACACACACCGGGGAAAAACCUUUCGCCUGCUCUAUUUGUGGAAGGGCUUUCACCACAAAGGGCAAUCUGAAGGUACACAUGGGAACACACAUGUGGAACAACGCUCCAGCCCGAAGGGGUCGGCGACUGUCCGUAGAGAAUCCCAUGGCCCUCUUGGGUGGGGACGCCAUGAAGUUCAGCGAGAUGUUCCAGAAGGAUCUCGCGGCUCGGGCCAUGAACGUCGACCCGGGCUUCUGGAACCAGUACGCCGCCGCAAUCACCAACGGGCUUGCCAUGAAGAACAAUGAGAUCUCUGUGAUCCAGAAUGGAGGCAUCAACCAGCUGCCUGUCAGCCUCGGCGGCCCAGGAAUCACUUCAUUGGGACCCAUGCCGGGAGGAAUGGACCGUGUUCACACCGGAAACAGCCCUUCCAUGACGGGUAUGGAGAAGGCUGGUAUGGAUGUCGGGUCCAUCCGUCCGUUUGCCAGAUUUAUGGAGGAGAACAAAGAGAUUGGGAUCAAUUAAAAAUACUUUUCUGUAUUAUUCCAAGGUAGGCGUUUGGCAAAGACUAAGAGUCUUACAAGAAGGAAAUAAACUGCUGAUCCAGUCUGAACUCAUGCGUACUAUAUUAUGUACAGAUUAAAUAUUUUUUGUUUGGUUUUGGAAAUAUAGUAUUUAGUAUUGAUUAGAGGUCUUUGCCUUUCAUCCAUUCCCUCUUCACUUGAUAUUUCGCCUAUACGAAGAAUAUUUUGUCUCUUGUUUGAGAAUAUGUCGUCUUGCAAGAUUUGCAUGGUACUUAUUGGUUUUUAUCAGUAUGUUUGACUGCUUUUAUGAAUUAUUUUGAAAACCAAGAUCCUGCCUCAUUUAUAAUGGGCAAGAAUCUUGUCUGGACUGGACUAAAACAGAAGAGUUAAAGACAGUAUGGCCUUUGUCUGGCAACCUUGUUUAUGAUUGCUCUUUUAAAUAUAAAAGGGCCGUGGAUAGACUGAAGAAAAGACUGAAAUAUAGUGUUUCUGUGCUCGCCUGAUAUUCUUUUUCUCAUGAACUAGAAAACUUGAAAAAAAUAAUGUUUGAACUAUUUUAAUCUUUACAUUUAGUCUCCCAGCAUUGUCUUAUAAUAUUGUCCUGUGUCUUUAGUAUUUAUGAUAUUGACAAAAAAGCGGGUAUACAAAAAUAUAUUUAAUGGCCCAAGCGUUUUAUUGAUCCAUUUCUUUUCUAAACUGCAGGCUUCACUGAUGAAUAUCUCUUUCAAUAAAGACGGUAUGUCGUUUUGAGUUGAACAACAGAGAAAAUCGUAGGUUUUAUUUGGAUAUCUGUUGAGACUAUGUGUAUCUCGUUACAUGGUAAAGAGGCUAGAGAUAUCCGAAGCUGCUAUGACCACAACCCUGCUUUUAACCUUUGUAAAAAGAAAAAAAGUGAUCCUUUUGAAGAAAUAUCUAUGUAUAUAAAUACAGACAAAUCUAAAAACAGGUAUGCAUAUUUUGUAUCACAUAAAAAUAGACAUCAUGAGUUGAGAGUAUUUGUCAUGUUUGUGAAUGCACUUUUUAAAAACAAGACGUUUUGUCUGUGAGUUACCGUUAACCUUUUGACUGAGCUAUCUAUCACGUGCUGUUUUCAUUGUUUUCAUUGUUUCCAGCGUACCACUCCUACAAUUUGCAGAGUCGGUUCUCUGUUAUUGCAUCUGUGCUACUCGUCAGAGUGCAAACUCAUCACUCAAUCAAAACCUUCUUAAAUAAAAAAAAGAGAACAUGU